Mercenaria mercenaria is the source of this 3123-nucleotide messenger RNA. RefSeq names its product UNC5C-like protein. The transcript is spliced from 6 exons. Gene Ontology annotation, biological process: netrin-activated signaling pathway. Gene Ontology annotation, molecular function: netrin receptor activity; protein binding. Bases 151 to 1887 code for a protein of 578 amino acids. The record is from RefSeq and is a predicted model, not a curated record. Gene Ontology annotation, cellular component: membrane. Lineage: Eukaryota; Metazoa; Mollusca; Bivalvia; Venerida; Veneridae.
AGUUAAGAAACCGGUGAGUGUUUAAUGCAUUUGACUGUAUUUCUAAUCGAUUUGAUUUACGUUUAGCACUAUUAUUUACAGUGCUUUAUGACGUUUGCAGGGUGUGAAAAAAAUUGAGGAUAUUAUAUAUCUACUUCAGGACCUUGAAGCAUGACGAGUGACACAUCUCUGGUGAUUGGAUUGGCAAUUCUUGGCAUUCUAUUCCUUGCCGUGGUAAUUUUAGGCAGUAUAAUAAUUUUCUGGAUCUAUGGGAAACUACGUCAACACGAAAAGGAUAUCCGGUGGCUGCAAGACCUUGAAAAGGGAAAAACUACGUACAAAAAGACAGUACGUAUGACAGACAGUGCAAUAGAAAUUAAUGACGUUGACUUACAAAUGACAAACGACAGACGACGUCCGCUGAGUCAAGCGUCUGAGAUUUCAAACCGGAGUUGUGUACGAGCAAGGAUGACUAUAGCGAUACAAAAGGAAGAGGCUAAUAUUUAUGGAAAUGCACCACCUUUAGGACAGGUUCUUAUGACGGCUCAGCAUUAUUAUAAAGUAAAAACUAACACUAGCACUGAUGUUCCCGUAGAAAGUGUGAAAGUAGUCAAUAAAGAGACAAAUAAACGAUCUGCCGUAAGCAGGGUGCUAACUGAAGACUGGAAGGAAGGCGUACCAACAUCACUUCUGUUCAGUGGCAGCACGCAGAGCUUUGAUGACGUCAUUAGUCAAAAUAAAGGAAUUUUCGUUCAUAAGACGAUCGGUCCAAAAGGCGGGAAUUUGAAAAUAUCUGGUGUGUCUUUAGUGAUCCCUCCAAAUGCUUUAGAGGAAGACAAAUUUAUUUCUGUUGGGAUACUUUGGGACGAAAAGCUCGUGCCCACUCUUUCAAAGAAGCAAGCUUUGCUAAGUCCAAUUGUUUUAUGUCAUCCUAGUGGUCUUAAAUUUAAAUCACCAGUAACUUUGACCUUUCCGCACGCAGCGAUCAAGGUCACAUCGGACUGGAUUCCGAAAAUUCUUAAACGGGAAGGCGCAAUGAACGAGCAGAGUGACUGGGUACCGAUUACGUUGGCGGAUUAUGAAGAAAGAGAUGUCAACCAUAAUCAUAUCAGUUUAAAGCUAAACCAUUUCACACUUUACACGUGCACUGGAGAGUCAAAACCUGGAAAGACGGCAGCUAAACUUGUGCAUAUCGUGGCAUUUGCCGGAAAAUUACAAAGAGGCUCUUUCUUCAAACCAAGACUUUACUGCUUAAACAAGUACAAAGACGAACUAGAGGAAGUUGAAACGUUAGUGACUAAAAUGGACCCAAGUGUCAAGAUGUCAGACACGACUGAUUUAAUCGUACAUGACAACGAGCAGGAUGUUGUUGUAGAAAUGGCGAAGCUCUCUGACGAAUGGAAUCUGGCAGGGAGCAGAACAGAGGUAUUACCGUUCGAACAAUUGUGGCACGCCUUCCAUCCACACUGUACGUUCGUCAUGAAACCGAAGAAACCAACAGUUGCUGAUAUAGUUUGUGAAAUAGAAGCAUACCAAAAUGGUGCGGAAAACAACUCUGCAAAACUGAAAAUUGCCGAGAAGAUGUCACUGUCCAGUUCACCUUUAUCUUCACCGGACGAGGACCCACAAGAGCAACUUAUAAACGAGCUUGUAAUUUUGUUGGAUCCUCCAAACGAGGCAGGCACGGACGCGGGAGAUUGGAGAAAUCUCGCAGAGAAAAUGCAAUGCAGUCUUGCCAGAAUUAGGUGGCUAGGGACUCAGGAUAGCAAAACGCGCAUUCUAGUCGAGAAAUGGCUGGAUGAAGGAAAAACUUUCACAGAGUUAGAGCAAAUAAUGAGAGAUAUAAAUCGUAAAGACGCUGCUGAAGAAAUAAGAAAACGGUUCCCAGAUUUGGAGCUUAGCACAUAAUGUUGACCGCGCAAAAUGGUGCAAGUUCAACCGUAACUAAAGUGUGAGAAGUUUGCGGUCCUUAAAAAAUCUACAAAGUAUCUUUCCGCUCAGCAUCCCGUUAAAUUACUGCUUAUUGAUUCUAUUGAGUGCCUGAUCAUUACUAUCUAACAAUUUGCAGAAAGAAAAGGAAUGUUAAAAAAUAACUUCUUAGGAUAAACCAUAACUUAUGCAUUAGACAGUCUAUUAGACAGUAAAACGCAACAUACUGAAGUAAGGUGCCAUUAUGGAUAAAGGAAAUAAAUAAAAAAAUAUUUAGACCUUUAAAAUAUUUAGUCAUGUUAAGGUGGAGUUUAUGUAGUAGAAAACAAGACACAGACAAGUUAGCAGAAACGUUUGAUGUAUUACUAUACUGUACGCUGAAUUGAAUUGUCUUCGGGUCAUUUUUGAAGCGAGCGUCUAAGGUUGGUGGAAACUCUAGUAUCUAGCAACUGUUGUUCAUAAGUAUUUCGGACAUUUACUUGUAUUAAUUGUGUUAAAAACUGUUUGAUUGUGGGAAAAUUGAAGUGCAUAAUUAUAAUAAGAUUUUACUUUUAAGUGUUAAAGAAUGUAAACAUACGUAUAUGUAGUAUUUAACUGUAUAUAAAUGUCUACAUUUAAAAGGUAAAGAAAAAAAUGUGAGGAAAGAAAAUGAAAUGCUUUUAUAUUGGUAAUCAAGGUCGUGUCAACUGUUAGCAUGAUGUCAAAUUCAUCCUGAAUUGUAACCAAUCAAGACGUUGUAACUAACUGCUUUGAUCUUAGUAUAUUGCACACAUUAUUUCGGACUACCUUUGGUUCAUAAUAGUUCGCUAUCGGGCAUCGCUUAAACCUCUUUUUAUCAUUAUUUUCCAUGAAUAGUUAAGUGUUCGCGUUUUCAGCCGUCCAUUUGUCUGUAAGUAAGUCUGCCAAUUUAUUUUUACGUUACGGUUCCAUAUCUUGUACAUCAAUUGAAGAAUAUUUACGAAAGCUAGGUGGAACCUACAAUCGUUCAAAGCAACACAUGACAUAUGUUAAUUUUGUAACAUUUUAUGGUAUGAGCCAUUUGUUGUCUCUUGUAAUUUGUAAUUAUAUAUAGAAUGGAUGUCACGGGGCUAUUUGUUUAUUGCGGGUUCUUGUACAUAUGAGAUGGGCGCUGUAUAUGAGAUUUAUAUUAUUUGCGUCCUAUGACAUGGAUAUAAAAUGUAAAUGGAUGAAACUUUAAUAAAUUAUCUAAUCUAA